AUGGUGCGUCUUCUCUCCAACUUCAUCAUUCCUCGAUGCCUCCAUGUUCCGGACGAGGCUGAGCAGCCAGACUGGGACAUGAAUGUCCUCGUCAUACCUUCAGAACGGAUGAACGGAUACAUGCGGAUCACAGCACAGCCCGGCGAGGUAGUAUUUGACAUAAACCUGGGAAAGCUGAUGGACGGGCUCCCCCAGCUCGAUGCCAUCCUCUCUGCGCCGACCUUCGAUGGCCUCACUGACGUUGACGUAGACGUGAGAAUACUUGACGGACCGGACGCAGAGCGAGAUGAGGAGUUAGCGCAUGAGCUAAGAUUGUGCCUGCCGAGGCUUGAUGCACGCGUUAACCUAGCCAUAGGCUUCAAUGGCAUCCUGUACGCUGCACGGCGGGCUCGCCGUCCUCCAUUCAGCCGGCGUAGGUUGUCCAGAAUUGGGUUGGAUUGGGAUGAAGACGCGGGUAAAUUAAGAUGUCAUAGGAUCGAGAGGGUCUCCGCGCAGGAUGCUGUAGUAGCCAACGAAGAGACUAGUGCUGAAGACGAUAGGUGUACCAAUAACGCUACCACCGGUAGGAUCCUGCAUGAAGCGGCAGCCUAUGUCGACGCUGAGAGACCUUCCUCAUCGAAUCCAAUGGACGCACGAGUGCCUUCCCAGCCGGUGUGCGACGAUGAGCCUGUACCGCCACAUGCAACGGCCGGUUUGGGAAUGUCCGUGGACAUAUCUGCGCCAGACAACCAUGACGAUGAGUUGUCAGCGUUGCCAGGGUCGGUCGCAUAG
Messenger RNA from Postia placenta MAD-698-R-SB12, 771 nucleotides. RefSeq lists its product as hypothetical. NCBI's taxonomy places the organism in Eukaryota, Fungi, Basidiomycota, Agaricomycetes, Polyporales, Adustoporiaceae. Bases 1 to 771 code for a protein of 256 amino acids. The record is from RefSeq and is a predicted model, not a curated record. The transcript has 6 exons.